AUGGGCGGACUGAUUCUGAAGAAAGACAACGCAGCGCAUUCAAGACAGUCAUCUUUCGCUACAAGCUUUGCUUCGGACGAGGAUGGCGCUGUGCAUACGGCUGAGAUGCCCACUGAGGAUAAAAAGCAAGAUAGCCAGGUUCCCUCUGUCCGUUUACCCCCAACCUCGGAGGAGGCUAUCUCUUCACCUGGAAAUGCGGAUUCAGGGAUUGUCCAGAACUUGUCACCGUCGCCCUCCCCAUUCGCAUCGCCGUCACGACAAGGCGAAAAUGUGGAAGAGGGGAAAGAACCUAACUCUCAGAGUGCUCUAGUUCAGGGCAAGGCUCUACAAGCUGAUGAAGCAAGAAAGGGCAAACCCACAGAGGGUCCUACUCCAAUAUCUCGUAUCAACAAGCUGGAUGUUAAUCCGUCGAGGAUUAAGUCAGACAAGGUUCUCAACUUUGGGCCGGAGCUCCAUACUGUCCACGAACAAAUCAAACGAGGUCAAAUCAAAGAUUCAACAGUGCCCUAUAGUCUGACCCGCCCUCCUGUCACUGGUCUCGCACAAGCAAAGGCGUCCCACAGCCCUGCACCAAGGAACAGACGCCGAGAUCUGACCCCUCAGGGACAGUCAAGGAGCUGGAGCAUCUCGGAACGCAGCAUUGCCACGUCGGCUAGUUCUGGUAUUCCUGCUAAGCGGGAGGUUGAGCGAUCUCGAGCUCUUCUACUUUCAUCGGGUAUCAAAGCACGGGAGAUCACUAGGAGAGCUGAGAGCGUGCGAAGUCCACCCCCGGAGUUCCUUCGGAAAGCGUUUGGGUCUGACUUGCCGACGCCAACGGUUCCUCGACUACGCGAAUACGAUGUAGCCGUGGACAGUCUGCUCAAGAAGUUUGAACGAUCACACGAGCGGUUCCAGAAGACGAUGAGCAACUAUCCCGGGACUGAUCUCACAUCUUUGAAAUCCCAAUUGACCAUGCUUGAGAAUUUGGUCAACAAUUCGCUAAACCCGCGUGUUCGAGCGGCGGCCGAUGAUGCUGAGAACCUCAGCGUCCAGCUUAACACUACAAGUACCCUUGCCGUCAAGCAGCUCAGCGAUACUCUCGAUAAGGGCGUCCGCAAGCGCCAUCGCCGCCUGCGCUGGAUCCGACGGACCGGCUUUGUUAUGCUGGAAUGGGCGCUUGUUGGGGUGCUCUGGUGGGUAUGGCUGAUCGUGAUGAUCUUCAAAGCAUUCCGUGGCGUUCUUCGAGGGGUGAUAUCCGGUGUCCGGUGGAUUUUAUGGCUGUAG
Molecule: messenger RNA, 1263 nt
Organism: Aspergillus terreus NIH2624
Lineage: Eukaryota; Fungi; Ascomycota; Eurotiomycetes; Eurotiales; Aspergillaceae
Exons: 1
Coding region: 1-1263 (420 amino acids)
Source: RefSeq, a predicted model, not a curated record